AUGUUCCUGGAGGGGUUCAAGGUGGACAGCCCGCAUGUGCGGUACGGCGCCGGCGAGAUCGAGUCCGAGUACCGGUAUGACACCACGGAGGUGGCGCUGACGCCGGAGGGAAGCUGGGUGGUGCGUCCCAAGUCCGUCACCUACAACUUCAAGACCAGCACCGCCGUCCCAAAGCUCGGGGUGAUGCUUGUCGGAUGGGGUGGCAACAACGGCACCACUCUCACAGCUGGGGUCAUCGCAAACAAAUUGGGCAUUUCAUGGUCAACCAAGGAGAAGGUGCACAAGGCUAACUAUUUCGGCUCCCUAACUCAGGCUUCCACAGUCAGAGUUGGCAGCUACAAUGGGGAGGAGGUCUACGCACCUUUCAGGAGCCUUGUACCCAUGGUGAACCCGAACGACAUUGUGUUUGGUGGAUGGGACAUCAGCAGCAUGAACUUGGCCGAUGCCAUGGGCAGAGCCAAAGUACUAGACUUUGACCUGCAGAAGCAGCUCAGGAGCCAUAUGGAGUCCAUGGUGCCCCUCCCCGGCAUCUUCAACCCGGACUUCAUCGCGGCAAACCAAGGUUCCCGCGCUAACAAUAUACUAAAGGGCACCAAGAAGGAGCAGGUGGACCAUAUCAUCAAGGACAUCAGGGAGUUCAAGGAGAAGAACAAGGUGGACAAGGUGGUUGUGUUGUGGACAGCCAACACCGAACGGUAUAGUGAUGUUGUUGUCGGGCUCAAUGAUACCAUGGACAACCUCUUGGCUUCUCUCGACAAGAAUGAGGCUGAGAUCUCACCGUCAACCAUGUAUGCGAUAGCCUGUGUAACGGAGGGAGUACCAUUUGUCAACGGGAGUCCUCAGAACACUUUCGUGCCCGGGUUGAUUGAGCUGGCCAUCAAGAAAAACUCGUUGAUCGGUGGUGAUGACUUCAAGAGCGGGCAAACUAAGAUGAAGUCAGUCCUGGUUGACUUCCUCGUCGGUGCUGGAAUCAAGCCUACCUCUAUUGCCAGCUAUAACCACCUGGGAAACAAUGAUGGCAUGAACCUCUCGGCGCCGCAGGUAUUCCGUUCCAAGGAGAUCUCCAAGAGCGGCGUGGUGGAUGACAUGGUUGCUAGCAACAAUAUCCUUUACAACCCAGGGGAGCACCCUGACCACAUCAUCGUCAUCAAGUAUGUGCCCUAUGUCGGGGACAGCAAGAGGGCCAUGGACGAGUACACCUCGGAGAUUUUCAUGGGUGGCAAGAACACCAUCGUGUUGCACAAUACUUGUGAGGACUCGCUUCUCGCUGCACCUAUCAUCCUUGAUCUGGUGCUCUUGGCUGAGCUCAGCACUAGGAUCCAACUGAAAGCGCAGAGCCAGGUAACUGAAAGUGGAGAAGUUCCAUUCUUUCCAUCCAGUGGCCACCAUCCUGAGCUACCUAAGCAAGGCUCCACUUGUUCCUCCAGGGACACCAGUGGUGAAUGCAUUGGCCAAGCAGAGGGCCAUGCUCGAGAACAUCCUUAGGGCUUGUGUUGGGCUGGCCCCUGAGAACAACAUGAUCCUUGAGCACAAAUGACAUGCCAAACGAAUCUUCUCAUCACAAGGAAGAACAAAGUAUCAGCACAGGAAGGAAUAACAAGAGGCCAAUGAAAGGGGAAAGGGGAAGUAGAGAUCAGGACAAAGCAUGGAUCCUCUUGGUGCUUUUCGUUCAUUAUUAGUUGGCCCUCUGUUCCUGUUUUUCUCUAUUUUUUAGACUACUAUUCGUGAU
Molecule: messenger RNA, 1729 nt
Organism: Lolium rigidum
Lineage: Eukaryota; Viridiplantae; Streptophyta; Magnoliopsida; Poales; Poaceae
Product: inositol-3-phosphate synthase 1-like
Exons: 10
Coding region: 1-1485 (494 amino acids)
Biological process (GO): inositol biosynthetic process; phospholipid biosynthetic process
Cellular component (GO): cytoplasm
Molecular function (GO): inositol-3-phosphate synthase activity
Source: RefSeq, a predicted model, not a curated record